AAUAUCGACAGUUCUGCACGCAAUCAAUUAUUUUUUUAUUUUUCAUCAAUGACCUUAAGUGUCGUAGCAAAUAAUUUCUGAUCUAUCAGAGAAAGUCUCAUCAUCAGUCAAACUUAAAAAACAUGUUUAACUACAGUGUUAUGUCUGUUUCAAUUUUCGUGGCAUUUGUUUUAAGUUUGGAAAGCUUUAUUAUCUCUGUUAAUUCUUAUGUUUUACCUGAACCAACUUUUAAGAUUUUAAAACCACGAGGAAUUCAAAUAUCAAUACCAGAUACAGAGGGAUUACAAUUCUUUGCAUUUCAUGGGAAUAUAAAUAAAAAGAUUGAAAUUAAUAAGUUAGGAGAAAUAUUGGGUGAAGUAUAUAAAAAGAAAGAUGACAAAUGGACGGUUACAAAUGAAGAUGUAAAUUUAAAAAACGGAGAUGUCAUACAUUAUUGGACUUACGCGCUAGUUAAUGGAUCUACUUAUCAAAUAAAAAAUAAACAAUGGACAGUUACAUCACAGAUACAAGGAAGUGACAAUUCAGAAACGCCCAGUAAUUCUGUAGACAAAUUGGUGUUUAAUGAAAAUUUCGAUUCUCUGAAUACUUCGAUUUGGAAACGCGAUGUCAAAAUACCGUUAAGUCCCGAUUAUGAAUUUUGUGUGUACCACAAUGAACAUCACGACUCUUCAGUCAAAGUUGAAAAUGGGGUACUUCGUUUCACACCGUUGAUUUUAGAAGAUAUCUAUGGCGAAAAUGUAACGGCAUAUGGAACGUUAGUACUUAGCGGCUGUACAAGCAAUAUUGAAAUGGAAUGCUCGCGAAAAGCCGCAGCUUUUAAUAUUUUACCGCCUAUUAUAUCUGCCAGAAUAACAACAACGAAUAGUUUCUAUUUUCAAUAUGGUAAAAUUGAAAUAAGAGCAAAAUUUCCGGAAGGAGAUUGGUUAUAUCCAGAAAUGUGGCUUGAGCCAAAGUAUAACAACUAUGGCGUUGGAUAUUCUAGUGGACGCGUUAUUCUCGGCUUAGCUCGUGGAAAUCAUAAUUUAGUUAACGUUACUGCUAAUGCCAUUUACGAUUCAAGAAGAUUAGAAUUUGGAUGCAUGGUAGGCACAGCUGUAAACCACGUUGAUAGCCACAUCGUUUCUAAAAUACGCGAGAAUGGACCAAGAUGGACGAAAGACUUUCAUAUUUUUACAACCAUUUGGAACAGUGAUGGAUUUGAAUUUAUGGUAGACGGAGAACAGGUCGGUAAACUAAAUCCUGGACCAAAUGAAUGGAUGCAAGGGGAAAAUGUCAACAAAAUCGCUCCUUUCGAUAAAGAGUUUUACAUUACCCUUGGUGUUGGUGUCGGUGGUAUUCGAAUGUUUCCUGAUGGAACAACUAGCUCAGGAUAUGUAAAACCAUGGAGAAAUGUCGAAGCAAAGGCAAUGCUGCAAUUUUGGCGCAAAAAAAGUCAGUGGAUGCCAAGUUUGAAGCAAAAUGGUAGAUUAACUGCUUUCGAGAUUGACUACAUUCGUGUAUGGUCGUUAUGAUUAAAUUUGUAUAAAAAUCAAUAUAAAUUUUAUGUCCCAAAGCGCCGACCACGCGUUUUAGUUUUUUGUUUUAGAGGCAUAAAAUAAAUUGUAUAUUUAAAAUAUUAUGAAAUUUUUAAUUUAUAGUUCUCUAAAUGAGAAACAGACGUAUUCCAAUGAUUACGAAUAAAUAAUAUACGAACAAAUAAUAUCAAAAAUAUUCUAAAUAUUCGUUUAGCAUUCAACUUCACUCUUCCGUCAAACCGGUUUAUCUUGAAUAGCGUUAAAAA
Molecule: messenger RNA, 1780 nt
Organism: Osmia lignaria (orchard mason bee)
Lineage: Eukaryota; Metazoa; Arthropoda; Insecta; Hymenoptera; Megachilidae
Product: beta-1,3-glucan-binding protein 1
Biological process (GO): carbohydrate metabolic process
Molecular function (GO): hydrolase activity, hydrolyzing O-glycosyl compounds; carbohydrate binding
Source: RefSeq, a predicted model, not a curated record